AUGCCUAGCAACGACGGCAGCGACGAUAACGCAUGCCCCACCUGCUGGGGGGACUUCAGCGAGGCGCCAUGCGCCGCUCUCCUCUGCGGCCACGCGUACCACCAGGACUGCCUGCAGAUGGCCAUGAACGUGGGCCGCGACGUCGAGCUGCGCACGUCUCUGGCGGGGCCAGUUGGGAGCGGCGCGCCUCUCUCGCCAGAGCCCUCGCCGGGCGUUUCAGGGGCGGCGGCUGCGGGGAACUCCCUGUCGCAUGCCCCCAGCCAAAGCCCUGGCGCGGCGCCCGCCCCGGCAGCGCCGGCUGCGUCGGCUGCGGCGAUGAGCCCUGCUCACGGCGCGCAGGUGUCACAGACUCAGGCGUCGCCGGUGCCCCUGACGGCUAACGGGAGCCCAGUGCAGCAUUUGCAGGACGACGAUUGGGGCCUCUCCUUCAAGGGCUGCGCCAAGGCGGCUGGCUCCGCCGCGGUGCGCGACCCGAUGGAUGACCUCGCGGCCGAGCUCGGCAAGGUGACCACCGAGCGCCAUCUCAAGUCCAUCCUGUGCCCGGCGGACUUGUUCAAGGGCUCGUGCUACGACCUCACUAACGCCAAGGCGGUCUACGAGUCGGUGAAGUUCCUCUUGCGCACCAUCCACUCCGGCCAGGAGACGCACUUGGAGAUUUGCAACGACCUCGGCUUUUCCCUGAGGUGCCUCACUACGGAGCCGCACAGGAAAGCCAUCCAUGCCUGCGCGCUGCGCAACGGCUGGCCGCAGGAGGGUCUUCUCCAGGGGAUCGCGGCCACGACGGGCUGGCUGGAGAACGUCAAGACCCGCCUCGCUCUCUCCGAGGGCGACGUUCACCAUCGGAGCCCGAACGUCCCUGGAUUCAUGGGCGGGCCGCCCUCGACCCGCAAGAGCAGCCUGCACGAGUUCGUGACCAAGUGGCGCGUGGACAGCCCGGACAUCGAGCAGGACCUGCGGGAGGGCCGGCACACCGCGGGCGAUGGCACAGUCAAAGGCCACAGGAGCGCCAUUUUGAACACUGGCCGGUCUGGCGCUACUUCGGCCGAGGCGAGCUCCGUGCACGAGUGCCCCCAGUCGGAGAAUACGAAGGGGAUCAACUACAUCAGCAGGGUGACCAUGCUGAAGUUCGUCAACUGCGAGCGGGACACGAGCGUCACAGCCCAGGGCAGCAUGUCUCUCGACUACUACUCGUACUUCCAUUGGGUGUUGGGGCAGAUCGGGCCAUGCGAAUACAUACUGAGGCCCAACGAUACCGGCUUCGCAAAGCGCUUCAGCAUGCUCUUCGUCCUCAGCGCCGAGAACGACGCGUCGCAGAUCUGCGCCUCCUCCCAGGAGUUCUUGCGCAAGCACUGCGGGUGGAUGGGCCGCUUCGCGGAGCCGCGCGAGGAGCGCCAUUGGCCCGAUGGCUUCGCGAGCAGCAUGCUGUCCGCCGCGACGCAGGCCACGGAGGAUUUCCUCGCGGAGACCCCAGACGUGGACAAGAACUGGGCGCAGAAACUUCUCUUCAGCGACGCGGACAUCAGUCGCUACGCCAACGUGGCCAUGCGGUCGGCGCAGUUCUGCGGUUCCCUGACUUCGAUUCCAGGAGGGGCCGACCAGCCCGCCCGGCGCUGCUACAAUGUCCACGAGAUGGCCGUGGCGCUCCACAACUGGACGCGCCAGAUCCACGCCCACCACGGCUUCUACAUCUCUCGGGCGACAAUGGCGCCGGCGGAUCCACCACGCCAGAACCGCAUCCACCACCCGCCCUCCGACGCAGCCGGCGGCCCGCCGUCGUCUUCCGAGGGCUCUGGGAUGACGAUUCGGCAGUUCGAGGCGUCCUUGACGAAGGAGGAGUGGUUGAAGCGCGCCGCGCUGAAGCGGCCCGGGUGCGGGGUGGAGUCGACCGACAAGCUGCGCACUGCCAUGAAGGCGGGGAUGAAGAACAAGGAGAUCACCAGGGCGUCGCAAGCCUUGGAGAACGCCGUCAUUGCUUUGCGCGACGCCAACCUCGUUACCUUCGUGGAGCAGAGCGGCGACCCCUUGGUGAGCGAGGGCGGCGCGGAGCCCCCGGCCAAGAAGCAGAAGAAGGGCGGCUGGCUCGUGAUCCACUUCAAGAAGAUGACGUGGGCCGCCAUCCAGAACAAUCCGCAGUCGAGGGAGGCGGCGGAGCAGCUGCGCCUGAGCGCGGACAACUUCGACGCGUGA
Molecule: messenger RNA, 2187 nt
Organism: Prorocentrum cordatum
Lineage: Eukaryota; Dinophyceae; Prorocentrales; Prorocentraceae
Source: the annotation of a GenBank genome assembly